This is a messenger RNA of Bacillus rossius redtenbacheri, 11442 nucleotides long. RefSeq names its product serine/threonine-protein kinase STK11 (gene Lkb1). Gene Ontology annotation, cellular component: cytoplasm. The coding region runs from base 211 to 1521 and encodes 436 amino acids. Gene Ontology annotation, biological process: protein phosphorylation; intracellular signal transduction; establishment of cell polarity. Lineage: Eukaryota; Metazoa; Arthropoda; Insecta; Phasmatodea; Bacillidae. The record is from RefSeq and is a predicted model, not a curated record. The transcript has 7 exons. Gene Ontology annotation, molecular function: protein kinase activator activity; protein serine/threonine kinase activity; ATP binding.
GUGAUGCUGAGACGCAAGAGAAUUUAAAAUACACAAUGUGGCUGUACGCCUGAUUUUUUUUUUUCAAAGGAAAUUUCUGCUCAAAAUGUAUUUUGAGAAGUGGUUUGCGUCCGUAACAUGUACGCCAUAAAUUAUGAAAAGAUGUUUGACACGGGGCCGGUAAAGUGAGAUGCAGUGUUGUUUAGUUUUUAUUGCUUUAGUUUGUUAAAUAUGGACAAAGAAAUGGCUAUCGACGAGGAUCCUAUUGCAAACGACGAUGAACUAACCUCCGAGAUAUUUAGUGAUUUACAACCAGUGACUUGGAUAAAUGAUGAUGACAUCGAUGUUAAUACGUUUUUUCACAGAGUUGAUUCGGACCAAAUCAUAUAUCAGACUAAAAAAAAGAAAUGUAAAAUGGUUGGUAAAUAUGUCAUGGGUGAUUUAUUAGGGGAGGGUAGUUACGGUAAAGUGAAAGAAAUGCUCGACUCGGAAACUCUUUGUAGAAGAGCUGUCAAGAUUUUAAAGAAAAGAAAGCUUAGGAGGAUUCCAAACGGUGAACAAAAUGUUCAAAGGGAGAUCCGGCUGCUCAAGAUGCUGAGGCACAGGAACGUGAUCGGCCUGGUGGACGUGCUGUGCAACGAGGAGAAGCAGAAGAUGUACAUGGUGCUGGAGUACUGCGUGGGCGGGCUGCAGGACAUGCUGGAGAGCUCGCCCCUCAAGAAGUUCCCGCUGUGGCAGGCGCACGGGUAUUUUUGUCAGCUGAUAGAUGGACUGGAGUACCUGCACAGCAAGGGCAUUAUUCACAAAGACAUAAAGCCCGGCAACCUUUUGCUCACUUUGGACGGCACGCUCAAGAUAUCGGACCUAGGAGUAGCCGAGGCUCUGGGCGCGUUCGCCGAGGACGACACUUGCACGUCGGGCCAGGGCUCGCCCGCCUUCCAGCCCCCGGAGAUCGCAAACGGCCACGAGAAGUUCUCCGGCUUCAAGGUCGACAUUUGGAGUUGUGGUGUUACGUUGUACAACAUUACGACAGGACUUUACCCAUUUGAAGGAGAUAAUAUUUACAGAUUGUUUGAGAAUAUAGGCAAAGGUGUGUUCACCAUCCCACCGGAGAUAGAAAACCCUUUGCGGGGAUUGAUAGAAGGGAUGCUACAGAAAGAUUCUGAAAAGAGGUACUCUGUCCAGCAGAUACGGCAGAACGCGUGGUUCUCCCGCAAGCCCCUGCAGACGCUGGAGUUUGUUCCCGUCCCGCCGCUCCGCGGUGACGAGUUCCACACCAUGACGGUACUGCCGUACCUCAUGGACUUCCACUACGGGGACAACCACAACUCCACGGACGACCACGCCGACUUCAUCUCCGACCAUCAGCUCCAAGAGGAGCGCAAGCUGCAGGAGUGCAACGCGCACGAAGCCGCGACGCCCGCCGUCUCCGGGCGCAACGGCAGCGCCCGGGGAGGCAGCGCCGGCGGGCCCAAGCGUCGCUGGCGACGCCCCAUCUCCUGCAUCAGCGUCAAGAAGUUCCCGUCCUGCAAGCAGUCGUGAUGCGUCCUCCCGAACCGACGGUUUGAAUUCUCUCUCUCAUAGCUCUCCAGCCAUACCUCACCUUUUCCGUGCAAUAUUUUCGUUGAGUCCUGAACGGAAACUAAAUUACAUCUUUGUGUGCGUUAGGUCCCGCUGUGUUUAUUUUAACAAAUUCCUGCUGCCGUACUGAAUGCGUUGCGAGUUUUGGGGACGCAAAGUAAGUUUUUUUUAAGGUUUUAUUUUAAAGUGAAAAAAUUAAAUUUUUACCAUGAUUUUCAGGAAUAUUUUAUCUUUUAACGUGUCACGAAGCAUAAAACUUUGAUCAAACCCACAAGAAUAAGAGACUUUUGCAUAUCAUUGUUAAGCUUCUUGCAAGUAUUUGAAAAUUUAUGAAGUAAAUUUGACGUUAAGAUUUACUUUUAAUUCAUUUUGAACUGGAUUCCAUGAUUGAGUGAUAAUUUGUAAAUUGUUAAUAUUUUCAGAGUAUUAAAUUUUAUAUUGAGGUUAAGAAUGAGUAGUUUUUACGUAAGAAAAAUAAAUAGCUACUUGUAAACAUGCUUAGUAGUAUAAUGUAAAGUUUCAAUUUUAUUAAUGUCUGACCAGAAUUAAAAGAAACAUUUGGAAAAUUUUUGCUGACUGCUAGAGAAAUGAAGAAAUUUAAACUGUACAUAAUUUUCAUAAUUAUCUAAAUUUUACCUAUAGCCUAUGGAAUAAGUUUUAGGUCUUCAGGAAAUUAGUUCUUACAAAUAAAUCAAGGCUUGGAAUUAAAGUAAGAUUAUUACGUAGAAUGGAUUUUGGCGUGAUAUAAUAAUGAAAAAGCAAAGGCAAGAUGUAUAUACUGUGCAGUACUUUAUGACAAUAACUAAUUAAAUGUGUAUGUAUUUAAUUCAUGUCACAAUUGUAGUCAGGUCUUGAUAUUUUAGAGGCAUAUGUAGAUAUUUUAAUCCAAAGUUCCUUAAACUGUUGAGAAAAAAUGUACCUUAUAAUCAUAGAUUACACAUGUAUGAAUGUUUUAUUCAUUUAUUCUUUUUUUUUUUUCAUAUAUUUAACUGAAGAACAAGCAGCAGAAAGUAAUUUUAUUAGUUUGAGAAGUUAGUAAACCUAAUGUUGUGGCUUGGAUUGAUAAGUGAUAGUAUAGUGUGUGCAGGCAUUCAUUCUACUAUUCAGAUUUGCGCAGUGCAGAUGUACUGAGAUGGGUUGUAUUGAGCAGUGUGUGCGGAACUUUACCUGCAUGUGCAUGUUUCAACUGAACAGCAGAGGCUGACUUGGAUCUCAUAUAUUUGCGUUUAAUUUUUGUGAAGGACUGUGGAAAGAUAUUUGUUUCGAGCAUGCAAAAGGCCACAGGGAGGGAUAAAAAAAAGCCAAACGAAGACAGUCAACGGUAUUUAGGUCGUGAUAAUUUUUUAUCAGUAUUGAAAAUUUUACUUUUUAGGGCAGAGUUUUAUGAAAUAGCUUUUUUGAGACUGUAUUAAAGUGACUAAUUAUAAUAUUUUUAUUCUUGCAGUCGUUCUUCGAUAUUAAUUUGAUUCUGAAGUCCCAAUGAUUUCACAUGGGAAACUUUGCUGACGGCAACCCUUGUAAAACCGUAGGAAAUCCAAUAAAUUAUCGUACUAUGCCAAAUUUUGAAUAAUAAACUGUCAUUAAUUGUUAUGACCAAAAAAUCAGUUGAUUUCCAGACAGCAUAUUUGUCCAUUAGGUUUCACUCUUUUCCCCCGUUAUCCACAGUUGGUUUCAGGUAAUAAAGUUGUGCCAUAUUGUGUAGAAGCUUUCGUUUUUUUCAUUCAUAAUAUUUGUUUCAAGGAACUUUAAAGUCUGGUCAUUCCUUGGGGCGUGUCUUGGCAAACCUGCGUCAUGGGAACGCAAAGACUCAAUACUCGGGCUAGCUUGACCUUUCCCAUGAAAUGUCGGUUUGUGUUUGGACAUUAAAGGCUUCCGGGUUGUGCGAGUAUUCAAAAAGUAUUCAAUAUUCAUGAACACUAAUUUUAUAUUGGAUUCAAUAUUUCAAAUCAAAUUAUUUUUUAUUAAUAGGUACAGCAAAAAAUUUAAAUGAAAAUAGUGUUACAUGUAUGGAGAUAAAAAGAUUUAUUAAUACAUUUUCUUGUUUAUCUUUUUAUAUGUAACAAAAAUUAUAUACUUGAUUUUUGCAUUUUACACCACUCAAUUAUGGUUCAUAGAUUCAUAUAUAUUUCUCUCUGCAUUAAUUUUUCUUGGACUGGAGUGAACUUUGGGAGAAAAAAAAGUUUUAUUUUUCAAUUUGGUUUGGAAAAUACUCUCUAUUUGUGAAUAAUUUGAUACUAAAUCAGGCUUUAAAAAAUGUAUUCCCACCGUGGGGUCAAGGCUUAAAGGUUACCUCAAGGGUUUGCAUAGUGGUCAAACAGUACACCUCUGACAAAGGUUAUUGUGGUUCGGUUCUGUUCUGCAUUGUAAGUGAAACCCUCUUUGGUUUUUAUAACAUUUUCUUAUUUUAGCGGCUUCAUCUUUAUUCCAAAAACUUAUUUUCAAUAGGAUUACUAAUUACCUUUUUUUGAAUUGUGUUAGAGGAGUAAAGAAAAAAGGAAAAAACAAUAUUUUGCUUGAUAUUUAGAGUGAUUGUAUUUUGAUAUUUUUCUUAGAUAAAUUGUUAGUGUGAUAGAGUUGUAAAAGUUGGUUAUAUAAUUUUAUAUGUAAGACCAGUUUGUUUAUUGCUAUAACAAGUAAACAGAAAUAUUCAGCAUGUCCCAUAACUCAGCGUCAAACUGAGAACAGCUAAUAGGCUAGUAAAUUACAGUUCUGAAUAAAAGAAACCAAAAUCUAAAAAGUGUUGUAGUUAUCGAGUAUUCAUUUUUCCAGACAUUUUAAAAUCUCCACCCUGCUCCAAAUAUUUUGUUUGCCACACAAUCAUUAAUAACCCAACUAUUGAUAACAAUUCAUAAUAAAAUCAAACUUGCUAUACUUUUGGCAAAAAGUAUUAUUUGGAAGACUUAUGCUGUUAUGCUCCAAAAAAUACUUAUCAGAUAAAUUUGACUAGUCAUUUGAAAAGAUGGAUAAUUAAAGCAAAUAACUUGCUAAGUUAGCUAAUUUAUUUUACAUUGUGAAUAUUCAAAAUUACCGAAUUAAAAAUUGUUGAAGCAUAAAUUGUGCACAGAAUUUUUUACCCCAAAACUAUAGCAUGUUUGAUUUUAUUUUGAGUUGUUAUCAUUAGUAGGGUUAUUUACGAUUGCAUAGAAAAAUAAUUUAGUCACAGUAUCUAAUAAUUUAGUGUAAGGUGGGGAUUUAAGCACUUUUAAAAAAAUGCCCCUUUCUGUAAAGCUAAGACUAUUUUUGAAUUUUUGCUUUUUUGAUUCAGAACUGUGAUUAAUUGGCCUAUCUAAUAUCAACUGUUCUGGACUUGAUGUUAAGUUAUGAGACAUGCUGUAUAAGAAUUUUAAUUUUAUAUACAUUGUAGAACAUUAUAUAUUCUUCUGAUGUAAUUUUUUUUAUAUAUAAAUAUUUUUUGAAUUUGGAACUUUACAAUGAAUUUCUUUAAUAUUUCUACAACAGAUUGAAGGGUUUUUUCUUCUGAGUAAAACAAAUAUUAAAAUAUUGAAUCAUAUUUAAAAAGUAAUUGUCUAUGCAUGUCAUUGGAUUGUUUUAUAUUUUUAUUGUUUAAAAUAUAUUUAUCGUAGCAAAAAAUUAUAAUUAUUUGUUUGUGAAUAUUUAGAAUAUUUACAUAACUUUUUUACUCCUUUGAUUCUACUUUUUUAAGUCAUAGCUUAAUUAUAUUGAUUAUUGUUGUGCAAACUGUGGUGAGUGACAACAUUUUUAACUACUUUUUUCAUAUAUGCAUUUUAAAAAAAAGUUGAAUUUACAGCAAAAUAUUUAUCAACACAUACAUACUUUCUAUUUACGAUUAUAGCAUUUUUAUGAGUGACUUAGUCAUGACUACGUAAUACUGGUAAAACUUUUUUUUUAAUUCGUAAGUCGCUAGCAGAUUGUAAUAUCUGAAUAUAAGUCUAUAAUGUUGGCUCAUUUGGCAGUGGUGAAAACCUACCUGUUUUACCAUAUUUAUAACUUAACAUGCCAUAUGCAAUUUAAGGCUUAAGCCACCAAAUAAGUAAAUGCAUGACCGACCAAUAUAUCUGUACUGAACUGCUUAAGAAAAUUAGUGCACAAAAAAAUUAAUAUCCACAUUUAAAAAAAACAUGUAAUAUUGCUCAAAUUCAAGUUUGUUCUAGAAUUGAUGGUGUCUUCGAUUUGAGUUGAUACGUAAUUUCUCAAUGUAUCUUCUAAGUUGCACAAAAGUUACUCGGAAAAUUCUCUACGUAGAAGCGAUUUUUUAUUUGUGUGUGUGUGUUUGGUUGUGGUAGUCUCUUGAGACACAAAUUUUUCUGCACAUACCCUAAUAAUCACAUAAGCAAUAAUUUUGAGACUUCAUAAUCAUGUUACCAUUUUAACACAAAUCGUUGUUUAAAAAAAUAAUACGUACACACACACACACACACACACACACAUAUAUACACACACACACACACACCUAUCAUUUAAAGCAAAACAGGCAGAUUGAUUAUUCAGUAAAUAUAAAAUAUGUUGUAUAUCCUUGUAUGUUAUUCCUUGCACAUUCAAUUUGUUAAGGGCCUGCCUAGUCAGGAGUGUAUCUGCAUUGCUGCCAACUUGUGAAAAUGAAAAAUAGUACAAUUUUUAAAUAUGGUUGUGUUUAACAUUUAACAUGUAUGGAAAACAUAUACUGAAAAUAUAAUUUGUGGUAGGAUACGUGAAAAAUAUUUAAAUAAAUCACUUAAAUUUCUGGAAAAUACCGCUUAAGAAGGCAAAGGAAUUUAAAAUAUAUAUAUAUUUUUUUUUGAGGGGAAUUGACUGAUGAUUGUGGCGUCACUUAUCUGUGCUGUUUUGCUCCUCAAAUUGCAGGGCACAUCUGCCUACCUGCUGUGUUUUAUUUCUUGUUUGUUUCUUUUGUUUGGUAAAUUAUUCUGAAGGUAUAAGGGUGCAGGUAAAAUGGCUUGCCCUCCAUGAUUGCUACGCGUGUACUCUGGGAAGGAAAGUGACAUUGCUUUGCAUUAACUUUUAUUAGUAUACUUUUAUUUUAUUUUUUCCUUUUGUUCCAUAUUAUUUACUCAGGGUGGAGAGGUCUCAUACAUAGAGGAUUUUAGGCACUUUUUAAUGUGUAUUUUUUGCUCUUUUAAUGCUUUUUACCCCACAAUUUCCAUAUAUUGAUAACUUUACUGACUGUCAAGUUUCUUAGAAUAAUCAGAAUUCAAAAACUAUGCCUUUCAAGACAAUUGAGCAAUAUUGAUGGUUAUAUUGUUAAUUAACAAUUAGAAAUUUUAUGUUGAAUUCCAAAAUUACUUGUUAAUUAACUUUUAAGUUGUUUUUUUUAUCAGUUGUGAACGAAGUAUAGGCCUAGUUAAUGUAAUACUGGAGAUUGGACAAAUUUAAGCCUUACUUUACUCCCAUUCUGUGAACGAACACUCCUGAUUUAAAUUUUGUCACAUGCAGCAUCCAAAGUGAAUUUCAACAUCUUCCUUACAGAACUUUUACACAAAUGUCAGUCUGCUUGUCUUGCUUUCUAGAAUAUAUUCUUGGAACAAAUUUUACCAUCAAACUUUCAGCAAUAACGCAUGUCUCCACAUUCACACAAACAUACUUCAUGGAUUAUUCAGGGUUGUGCUGAAGGUUCUGUGAAUCUUAGAUUUCCCAAUUUUUUAAGCGGGCCCUUUGGCCAUUUUGCUUUUGAUUUAAAUGUGCACAACUGUGUUGCAAAGUUGCUAAGCACACCAUGGUUUCAUGUACUGUGUAAUUAUUUACCAGUACGAAUCAAUGAUUUUUUUGUUCUCUUGCUGAUACUGCCAUAAGUUUAGAGUUUAUAAUUAUAUAGUAGAUCAUUAUGGUAAUUUUAGUAAUAAUGUGAUUGAUUUUACUUGUUUACGUAAAAAGUCAUUCUUAAGAAAUUAUUUCUAGGUUCAGAGUAAUUCUACACUGUUAUAAUUUACUAUGUGGUGUACAUCUACUAUUAUUAUUAUCCAUGCAUAACAUUUUUCUAUAUCCAUUUAAAAAAAAAUGUUAUUUUACUUCUUUGAAUGCCAUUAUAAUGUGAAUAUUAAUGUGGGUUUGAUCAGGGAAUCAUAAUCACAUUAAUAGGUUUACAAAAACAAGCAAGUGUUCUUUUACAAAGACUACUUUGUAUCUAGCAUUUUGUCAAAAAUGGUUAUUGAUAAGAAAAUUACCAUGAUUGUGAAUAAUCCAUAUUAUUGCUAAUGAUAUGAGAAUAAUAGAUUGCCAUUUUUUUUUAACUGUAACUAGUCAAUACUGUGAACACAAUUUUUGCAAGUUUCGAACAGGAAAGCAUAUUGGCUUCAACGAGGACAGCAUACAUGUAAAGUCAUAUUGGAAAAUGUAUCUUCUGAAUGUGUACACAAAAUACGUACAUACUUUUAAGUGCAAACAAUCGUACAUAACAUGUACCAAAGACUAGUGUACUGAUGUAAGCAUAUAAUUAAAUUUAAUUUAGUGACCUAUUUACUGGCAAGAUAUAAUUUAAAUGAUGAUAAAUAUGAACUCUGCAAAUACUGUUGGUCCAACAAUUUUUUAGCCCGGUACUAAAUCCAGUGGGAAAAUACUUUUUGUUGCCAUUUGUACUGUCUUAAGUACACUUAAAAAAUAAAAUAAUAUUUAGAUGGUUUUUGAGGUUCCUAAAUGUUUAUCAUAAUUAAUUGGGGCUGGAAAAAUUAGCAUCUAUGAUUUUAUAAAUUAGCAUUUGUUAUUGUGAAAUUAGUUUUUAGUGCAACUUUUUAAAAACAUAAUAUUGACAUUCAAAAUGUUUAAAAACCAAGUAUGUAUUCAUAUUUACAAAUAUACUAUUUCAGUUUAGCACCAAAAAAAAUGUUCAUGCCUUUUUAGAUUAACACCACAAAAAAUCAAAUGCUUAUUUUACUUUUAGUAACUUGUGGUACAACAUGUUAACAAACAUUAAGUUGGAGGUGUAAUUAAUAGUAAUUCCUAAAUCAAUUGGAUUGAUUGGGUUAGCCGAACUAGACAAGAGAGAAUCUGUAGUAAAGAUUUAUGUCGUAUUUUAUUUUUUUAUUCACUGAUUAUCUUAAGUCUUCGGUGUCAAAUAUAUUUUAAAAGAAUUUAAUUAUAUAUGCGCAUUUAACCCAGUCAAACUGUAAGGUAGGAAUAUAGUGAUUCAGGUUACUGUAAGUCUACAACACAGGUUUGUUUCUUUAUAAAUGUAAAAUUGUACAUUUCGUAACUCAAUUUCGAAAACUUGUCAGUAAAAGUGUAGUAGUGUGUGGCAUUUUAUAAAAGUGUUUUACGAAUGAAUUAAAUUUUAAACUAAUUUAGCUGGGGAAAAGAAAUGUGUGUGUGUGGAGUCUACGCAUGACAGGAGUGAAACUUUUGCUUAUUAUAUUAAGUGUAGAAAACACAAUUCUCAUGAGCAGAAUUGAUUUGUAUAAUUAAUUUCUUGAUUUCACAUCUCACCUAAUUUUUAAAUCUUUGUUGUUGCAUCAUUUGGCUUUUUAAAAUUUUACAUAGCAUGAAUGACAUUGAUUGAAUUCAUAAUCGAGAUAAUUAUCAAGCACAUUUUAUCAAUGUAGGUACUUUUUGUUCCACAUUAUUCGCACAUUGGUUGGCAUAGCAGUGUCAUACCCUCAAAGAUGAGACUGCUGUAGCAAACAAAAUUCCAGACAGUUGGAUUCUCACAAGCCAAGCAAAUGUGGCAUUUUUGUUGGAAGAUUUUUAAUCCAGUGAAAGGUCUAUAAUUCGGCAUUCUAUGGUUCAACGUAUUCUUUGAUGCGACGCAAUAGAGCGGCUUGUGUUUAGAUUUUUUUUGGGAGGAUUCUAACUGCCAGUUUUUAUUUUCAGUUGCUCAGAUCUGAUCAUUACUGUCCUUUUUCAUUUUAGUGCUGUUUUCCCCGUUUUAUAGCAGAUUACAUUUAACGGGUUACUUUCUGCAACAGUUUUUUGAAAAAGACCAACAACUGUAGAGAGCAUAUUAAAACUGUAAAUAUUUUUUCUUUGGUAAUCCCGUUAAAAUGAUAUUGAUGUUUGAUGUUCCGACAAAAUCACUACUUCACUUUGGCAUGGCCGUGAUAUAGAACAUGCCGAAUUAGUGACUUUUCUUUGUAUUUACCAUUUUGCUUUUGAAACUUUUCAAGCUCUGAAAUUUACUAAAAUAAUCAUCACAUUUUCAGGAAUGACUUGUGUACAACUAGUUUAAACCAAAAACUGUUGUUAGCACUAAGCCACGUGGAUUCAUUGAUUAUUUUCCUGAGACAUUCCAAGUUGGUAGUGUUUUUGUGUUGUACUAUUUUCUUAAAUUUUUUGGAUUAUCUGUUUUAUCAUUUUCAUGUACCCUAUCCAUUAGGCCUGUGCGAUCUAGUUUUUUUGAUGCAAAGCAAUGUCAUAUUGAAUGUUUAAGUAAUUCACGUUGUUGAAUCAAAUUGUGGAUAAAUAUUGUUCUCAGCAAGGCUGUAUUAGACUUAUUUUAUAAAAUACUGAAUUAAUUUUAAAAAAAAAAUAUUUAACAAUUUUAAUUUUUGAACAGAUAAAGUGAUUAUAUGUAUAUAAAAGCAAACAUGAGUGCCACAUUUGAUUUUUUCAAGCAACCGACUUUAUCCGUGCAAAACAUAUACAACAUAAAAAAAUCUUCAAUAUUUUUAUGAGCGAAUUCUUAGGCUUCCAUGUUCUAAGCAACAAAUCUAUAGCUUUAUCAAAACUGAAGCUUCAUAUAAAAUGAAAAGCAAUUUUCCUGGCAAAGUAAAACACAAUAUUUAAAAAGCGCUUCAAUUGAUUUGCUUAGUCAAAGGUUCGCACAGGCCUACCAUCCAUCUCGGUACGUCUCCUAGUGACCACCGUGAAGAGAAGAUCAUUGUGCUCGACUUGAAGUGCUUGUUUGUGAUGCACUGUGUGUGUCUUGCGCAGCGAACAUAUCACUCGUUGACCGGACUGUUCAUCAUCGUGGAAAGUCUUGCUCUGCUUCCUAUUCGUUUGUGUGGAGAUUGGUGUUCAUGUAUAAUGUUUAUUCACAUAUUUUUCUAGCCUAUUUGAUUAUGCUUGGAUCAUGGUAUUUCAUGUUGAAAUAUUGUAUAUUUGAGGGCAAGCGCCCUUAUGACCAAUUGCAACUCGGCACCUUGUUGCUUGAAAGAUUGCAAAAAAAUUUAAAUAAAACUAUAAUUAUGUUUUAAUGAUGUAUGCAUGGUGUCUACUAAUCUGGAAAACAAGGAACACCUGAAAUCUGCUAAAGUUAUGUGAAGAUCCCGAGCAUCCACAACUUAGUUGUUACAUAAUCACAUUGUCCACAAGAACAUUAAACCUUAAUCACUUAAAAAAGAAGAAAAUACUAAAAAAUUUAGUCACAUGGGUUUUAGUUUAAUAUGUACAUAUUACAUGAAAACCAAAAGUUUGUGAUUAAAAUUGCCAAAUUGCGAACAGCUGAAGAAAGAGACUACUUGACAUCUUUUGGUUUAUUGCCAAACAGUAGUCACAAAAAAAUUAAUUCAGAGUAAAAAAAACUAUAGAAGAUGACAGUGAGUAUGUUAAAGAAAACUAUUUAGAUGGAGAACUUGGGAAAAUUGUACUGUUUCAGGGACUUUGGUUUCCUUAGAUUAGUAAACACCGUGUUCAUUAAAAGAGAGCUCUCUCGGUGAUAUUGAAUAGUUAUUAUUAGAGUAAGUGUGGUGCUUUGAACAUCAGGACUCUGUGCACCACUUCACAGAGACGAGCGCACUUGUAAUUCAUGUUAAGUGGUACGCUGUUUAAGUGUAUAUUUUUGUAACAUAUUGUUCGAGCUUUAUCAAAUAUAACUGUCGAGGUACAACAAGGAGGACUGACUUAAAUGUUACGCAUGUUGCUAGUUCUAAUGUUAUCAGUGCUGAUGGUGUUGACUUAACUUGUGUAAAGUGUGGCUGCUUGUCAUCGGACGUUAACGGAGCGAGUCCAAACAAGUGUUUUAAACAAAUCUUGAUUGUA